Molecule: messenger RNA, 2570 nt
Organism: Dendronephthya gigantea
Lineage: Eukaryota; Metazoa; Cnidaria; Anthozoa; Malacalcyonacea; Nephtheidae
Product: tuberin-like
Exons: 26
Biological process (GO): negative regulation of phosphatidylinositol 3-kinase/protein kinase B signal transduction; regulation of cell cycle; negative regulation of Wnt signaling pathway
Cellular component (GO): nucleus; cytoplasm; TSC1-TSC2 complex
Molecular function (GO): GTPase activator activity
Source: RefSeq, a predicted model, not a curated record
AAUCCAAUAUGGCCGCCAAUGAGAAGAAAAUAUCCUGGAUAUACAUGUUUAGUUGAAAAACUCGGCCAGAAUGCUUUAAAGACGUCCGUUUUAAAAUAUUGCAAUUUGUUUAGGGAGUGUUAUGCGUAAAAAAAUAUUUGGGGGAUGGUCAUAUUCUCGAAAUGUCUCGUCCACCAGAUAAACUUAAGACACGUUUGAAGCAAUUUCUGGGGUUAAAGCGUGAUGCAAGUGGUUCACUCUCACCACAACUCCCACCAAUUGUUGUAGAGGAACCUGUCGAAUGCGACGAGCUUCUUAAGGAAAUUUGCCCUGAAUCUGGAAAUAGCCAGUCAUCACGUGCCCGUGUUUUGAAAGAGCUUUGUGAGGUUGUUGCAGCAAAGCAGUUGGAAGAGCAUGCAGUUGAGGCUUUGUGGUUGGCUGUUAAAGAUCUGCUACCAGCAGAAAAUCCGCCUGAUAUUCGACAUGUUACACUCCAAUUUUUGACUUCACUUGUCACAGGACAGUAUUCAAAUCUGAAACUAUUACGGGCCCAUUUCUUCACGGUUAUUGAAAACCAUGACAUUCCAGAGGAUUUAACACAAAGGUUAGAAUUUCUCAAAGCUUUGUCUGCCGAUGGUAAAGAUAUUGUGUUCUUUGAAGAAAGAAUUGGUCCGUUUUUAUUAUCCUUGAUGUCAGCAGUAAUGUUUGGAGGAAAGUUGCAUGUCUUCUUGCCAUUGCUGCGAAAUUUCAUUCGAUACAACUCAAGUUACCUUGACGAUGAUGUUGUUUUUGGUUUGGUGAAGCACACUUGUGAAAUAUCUACGACAACAGAAAAAGAGAGUGACCUUGAGCAUUCUCUGGCUAUCCUUGAUGCAGUCAUACGCUACAGUUCUUUGCCUUCAAGUGCUCUUUACUUGUUUCUUGUGGCAGUUUGUCAUACAGUGAAUAUUGCACAUUUCUGUGAGCCAAGUUGGAGGCUCAUGAGACAUUUACUUGGAACACACCUUGGUCAUAAUGGGGUUCUCACAAUGUGUUGCAUUCUGGAAGAUAGCAGGCAACUAAUAAAGCUUAUUUUUCUUUAUAACAGCAAAAACUGGAAGAAAUCGACAUUAUUGCGAGGAGCUAUUUUCUUCGUUGGAAUGUGUUUGUGGGGAUCAAAGAAAGUGUCCAGUUUAAAACAUAAACCUGUUGCUGUUUUACCAUCUUUCUACAAGGUCUUGUCGUGUGAUGAUGAGAGUGUGAUAUGUGAAGUGACUUUAUCCAUGCAAAGAUUAGUGAAGAAAUAUGGAUUAAAACAACACGAUACUGCAUGGGAAUCUAUUCUUGACAUAACCUCAACACUUCAGGAAUAUGUUGAGGUAGGCCAUUGUCGUUCUGUGGCAGAAAACUUUCAUGUUCUGUUGUCGUACAUUGAAGAAUUGUAUGAGAAAAAUGAGUUCAACGGCUCUGCUGACAAACUGUUUGAUAUCGUCGCUAAAUGCACGAAAAAGAGACCAGAAUCCUCAGUUAUUCUCCUGGUUUCUCAUCGUGCCCAGUCUCUUCAUCCUUACUGCGAAAACUGGUUUGAAAAUAUUAAAAAUUUGGUGGAGAAAUACUUCAAAUGUGAAGAGAGGACGGCCAUCAGAAUUAAAGUUCUAAAUGUGCUUUGUAACAUAUUAGGAACGUUAUCUCCGCUAUAUGAGGAAGAAAUACUUGAGAAUUCAGUGUUGCCAUAUUUAGACCACAUUGCCAAAGAUCGGGAUAUUUCUGUGCGGAUCCGAGCUGUCCAGCUUCUGGUCGAUGUUAUUGAAUCCUCUGAUUCACCGAAAGUUUGCGAUGUUUUGCAUAUAAUUGAGAAGAUUGCCCACUGUCCAGUAGACCCUCUCAAGCGAUACGUUAAGCCGUCAUGUAAAGAACAGCCUCAGGAUGAAACAGCGUUGAAGGACAUCAAAGAGGCUGUAUUAGGAUUAGUACGCUUGUUCAAGGUGAAAUUGUUUCGUAAACCUCAAGAACAAGCCGAACGAAUAUUCAAUAUCUUAGUGUACCACAUAAAAACGCAUUAUGACAAUGGCUAUCGGACGUAUAUUGCAUCGGAAAUACGACUUGCGAUUCUUCAAUGUUUCCUCAGUCUGCGAGCUGACAAUUGUCAACGUCUAGGCCUUGUGCAAGACAAAAGUGGAAAAGUUAAAUUCACUUCGUAUUUUGUUUGUGAAUGGGAGGUGUUGGAUGUUGUUCUGAGAAACUUUCCAGAGGCACUGCAAGAUAAAAACUUGAUACUUUCUGGAAAGCAAUACUUAAGUUCAAUAUGUACAGUGUUAUCUAAGAUGGUUUCAAAUUAUGAUUUUCUUCCUGGAUUAUUUCGUCGUACUUUGGAGAUUGGUUUGGUUGCUCAUUCAGCGACGUUAUGCGUAUCUUGUCUCACCAUAUGUAUGUUAGAAAUGCCUUCAACUGCUCAACAUAUCUGGAAAACAUUGUCACAGCUUCGUGAUUUGUACAAAAACUUCACAGCGAUCCAGUUGAAACAAGUCUUUGGAAUAUGUUUGCCUUACACAGAAUCAUCGAGAUACUCUGAAUACACGGUAACUCUUGCUCAUAAUGUCAUUUCAUCCUGG